AUGGCCUCUUCUCACUCAUCGCUGCUUCACAUUCAUUCCCUUUCCCUUCGGAGAAGCUUCAGAUUAUUUGCCAGAAGCUUCUCAAGCAUUCAGAGUCCAAAGAAACUUGAUUCACUCCGCUUUUCUCCAAUUAAAUCCCCAAAGGGCUACUGUAACAUAUCCAGUAGUUUUAAUUCGGCUUUACCGGGAGUUGUUCGUGAGAAUGGGGAUGCUGCAUUUUACUCUAAAAGUGAGCGAGUACUACGCGGAGAUAUGCCGCUAGGUUCAGUCAAGCAAGAAGAGAAAACAGUGAACAGUAACCCUUCAGAUGUAAGAGUCAUGCUCAUCGACGGCACAUCAAUCAUUUAUAGAGCUUACUAUAAACUUUUAGGUAUGCUGUACGUUCCUUCUGUUGCUAUAAGUCAAGUGAUUUUCUUCACUUUUGAAUUGGAAGCAGAUGUAUUGUUUGUUGUCUACGUUGAAACAGAUGCACUGCUUUACUUUUUAUGA
This is a messenger RNA of Prunus armeniaca (apricot), 489 nucleotides long. NCBI's taxonomy places the organism in Eukaryota, Viridiplantae, Streptophyta, Magnoliopsida, Rosales, Rosaceae. The record is from the annotation of a GenBank genome assembly.